GUUUUUUUUUUUUGUGUUUUUUUGUUACGCUUUGAGGCAGAUUUGUUUUUCUUCACUCAUUAAUUCACCGCAUAUUUCCCAAUAAAUGAGAGAUUUAAUAAUAAUGUGUUUACCAUAUAACAAUACUCAAAUUGUGAUGUGUCGCCUUAUUUCAUUUUAGGGGAUUAUUAUCCUAUUAUCGCUGUUACAAUGAAGUACAUCGUCGCGUCGUUUCUUUAAGUAAAAUUUUUAUUGAUCAUAGCCGGCGUCAUAUUGUUUAAUAUAUAAAAUAACCGGAUUUUUUACCCUAACCCUAUAUAUGAGCCAUACGAAACAAUGGAUUGAAGAAAUUUCUACUAUGUAAGCAAAUGUAGCAAAACUUAAUGGAACCACAGAAAUAUUCAUCAAUUCAAAAUGAUCGUCUAAAUUAGUCAAGGUCCAGAACUCAGGAAUUUCAUUUGAUUAAAAAGGAGGAUAAUCAAAUUUUACAUCAAACUUAUGUAUACAGCUUGUGGUUCUUUGAAGAUUGUUGUUAAAAAAUUAAACUUAAAAUAGUCAAAAAAUACUAUCAGGAUGUCCCAGUCAAACAUACUCUGUGAGGUGGAGCAGACCGAUUCAAUGGAGGAAGUAAUCGAUCGUGAACACUUCACUAAUAUUAAUGUAAAUGCAGUUAGUGUUGGAUACCCACAAUUUGGAAUUCUAGUCAGAAGUGAUCAAUAUGAAGAAGAAGUUGCUUCAAAAAAUGAAGAUCCUCAGGAUAUUGUGAUGCAAUAUAUCGAAGACGUAUUUAAAAGUGAAAGUAUAGUGAUACAUUCUGAUUCCCACCUGCCCAAUAAUCAUAAGAUAACUGCAAACGACCACUCUUUAAAUAGUAAUCUGUUUGUGGAAUCAAUUGUACCAAUGCUUGCAACUCCUAGCCCACUAACAGUAAUAUCUACACGGAAACGAGGGCCUGUAAUUAAGCAACUCAACCCACUUACAUUGAGCAGUAAUGUAGGUGAUCAAAUGAGUUCGAUAGGUGCACAACAUGGUGAUCAAAAUCAUAGAGGUGAAUUUAGGAACAAUGUGGCAUUAUUUAAUCAACGUCAAAAGUACAUUAAUAAAUAUGAACUGCCACAAUUGCAUUCCGCUGGCGGGGUAACCACAAGUACGUGUAAUACUAUAUGCUACAAACCUGUAGAAAUAAUGGAGGAACCUGCUAAACCACGUCGUUGGGAGCAGAAGCAAGUGCAAAUAAAAACGAUGGAAGGAGAAUUUAGUGUAACCAUGUGGGCUUCCGGUAAUUCCGACGACGACAUUUCCAAUCCAGAUCAAGAGGCAGAUUAUCAAGAUUUUAUAUCUUGUGAGGAACAAGAAGUGGAUGAAGACUGUAACAUUCCUGAUCCUGUACAGGGAUUUGUGUCUACUAUCAAUAGUAAUGACUUCCAACAAGAGCACUUAUUGCAUAGGCAACUAAUCAUACAGCAACACGAGCUGCACUCCUCCCAAGUUUUGGUUCGGAAUACAGUCGAUUCUGGAGAUGCGUCAAAUCCUACAGAUGAUAGAUGUGACACAAAUGCAUCUACAAUAAUAGGGUUAGAUAUAUCUCCUCAUCCGCAGUUAUCGGAAUAUGCUGGACCUAGCAACGUAGACAAUAAAUUAAGAUUUAAAAAGACUGUAGCAAAUAAUAAGACGGACACUUAUGUAACGUCAGAUGAAGAAAAUGCCAAAAAUGUAGUUUUGCCAGUUUCGCGAACUGCUGUAUUGGCCGCACCACUUAUUCAUCCUGCUAAUACCGCUGUUAUUACUGUGGCUAGUAUGGAUAGUGGUAGCUUAUCAAACGCUUUGCCAGUAAGUGUUGUCGUGCAACAAAAUCCACAAGUUGUUUCAACUUCACCACCGCCCUUAAGCUAUAGUAACAAAAUAAAUACGGCGGCAUCAGAAAGUAAUUGCAACGGCCCUGGCGAAAAACGUAUUGCUUGCCCUCAAAAAGGAUGCUACAAGUUUUUUCGUGAUAAUUCAGCAAUGCGUAAACAUUUGCAUACACACGGCCCGCGGGUUCAUGUCUGUGCCGAGUGUGGAAAAGCUUUUGUUGAAAGUUCAAAACUGAAGCGCCAUCAGCUGGUACAUACUGGAGAAAAGCCAUUUCAGUGCACAUUUGAAGGUUGUGGAAAGCGUUUCUCGUUGGAUUUUAAUUUAAGGUAAACAGUGAUUUUGCAAAAAUAUUAUUUUUUCAAUAUGUUGUUCAAUAUUGUAAUAGUUUUGUUAACAUAAGGGUUGUUCAUAAUAAUCAAUAUAAUUCAGCUAGGUGAUAAUUAAGGUAUCGAACCGAAUUGGUCAGCUAAAAUGAAGCCAAGAAAAAUCGUUCAGCAUUACGGCUUCGAGUUUUUCGAGACGAUUUAACAUACCUCCAGAGAAAAUAAUCUAGAGGCGUUAAAUUCACAGAUCUUGGUCUUUAUUCACCAAACUUUGCCCACAAAGUGUCCAUGUAUAGACGUGAAAUAUUAAGCUGCGCACCGUCGCGUCGAUUUCAUCAAAUGGUAACGGCAUUUCUUGCCUCAAGGUCGUCAGACCCGAUGAUGCUGCCAUACCACAAUUCGCACAAAACGGUCAAUUUUUGAGAAUACAAAUUUCGGAGAACGUAAAUUUGCGAAAUAUUCUUGGACCAUUUCCAAUCAUUUUACCAAAGAGAAACAACAUAAUGAAAUGGUAAACCUUACUAAAUGCACUGACAAAAUUUGACACAUACUAUAUGCGUAAACAAACAUGACCGCAACGAGACUUCGUCAUUUCUAUGGGUAAACGAUGUACAAGAGAUUGUUUACAAGAACUUAGUGUUCACCGGUCAGUUGGUGUGGAAGCUAUAUGUUAUAGUGCUAUGAUUUCUUCGAAACCGUAGGCUCGGGCAAUAAUCUGUCUGAUUUUCGUGAAGAUAUUUUGUCAACUAUAAAAAUUGUACAAACAAGUACUGAAUUUUUAUCGGUCAAUUGGUAUAUGAACUAUCUUAUAUAUAAAAAUGAAGCGCCAGAACCACAGCACGGAAAGACGAAAAUAUGUACCGGUAUUCCUUUAGUCCUGAAGAAGGUCUUUACGAUGGCCUUUUUUUGCAAAAUCACCCUCUAUUUCGCAAUUUCGGUCUGUAUUUAUAACUCAUUUCGCUGAAAAUUGGUGAUGAGGUAGCUUGGAACCUCGGGACGGGCAUAGCUUACUUUCUAUCGUUUUAUGUUAAAAGUCACAACAAUUCAUAAAUAAAAAAAUUGUAUUUCAAAGCAUAAGCAUGUGUCCAAUAUUCAUGUAAGAAUCAUUUUAAUUUUUGUUUUUAAUACAAAAUAAAAUCACACAGCUACUGGCAGGGUACAGGGGUUUUUGUUUACCUACACAUACUAUAUACUAUAUAUGAAUUAUAGUGAUAGUUGUAACUGAAUAAGAAAAGGUUGAAUCAUAACUUGAGAUAAUAUGAUAAUAGCUGACAAAUAUUGUUGAAGCAUUGCACAGAACAAUGCAAUAUUUAAAAGGAACGAUAAAGUCUGUGUUUUCUUACGUGUACUGUCUGGGUUUUAGCCGUCGAUUUUGCAAUUACAUUUGAUGAAUUUUGGACAAAACAUUACCAUAAGAUUAGAUAUAGGGCGUGAGACGCGCCCUCCUUUGCCCUACUCCUGCACUAUUAUUCACUAUAACAAGAAGCAUAUAUAUGUGUAACGAUAUACAAUGCAGAUGCAGAGGCUGUGAAGAUGUUGUUACAUCAUACAUAUUUAUGUACUAUGUACUAUUCCUUAAGUGAUUUACGAUGUCAAUAAAAAUGUAGAUUGCCAAUUUAA
Messenger RNA from Bactrocera tryoni, 3776 nucleotides. RefSeq names its product polycomb protein PHO-like. Bases 553 to 2163 code for a protein of 536 amino acids. Gene Ontology annotation, cellular component: transcription regulator complex; PcG protein complex. The transcript is spliced from 4 exons. Lineage: Eukaryota; Metazoa; Arthropoda; Insecta; Diptera; Tephritidae. Gene Ontology annotation, biological process: regulation of transcription by RNA polymerase II. Gene Ontology annotation, molecular function: RNA polymerase II cis-regulatory region sequence-specific DNA binding; DNA-binding transcription factor activity, RNA polymerase II-specific. The record is from RefSeq and is a predicted model, not a curated record.